Messenger RNA from Ictalurus punctatus (channel catfish), 1034 nucleotides. Its product is annotated as P-selectin glycoprotein ligand 1-like. The record is from RefSeq and is a predicted model, not a curated record. The transcript has 2 exons. NCBI's taxonomy places the organism in Eukaryota, Metazoa, Chordata, Actinopteri, Siluriformes, Ictaluridae. The coding region runs from base 1 to 810 and encodes 269 amino acids.
AUGAAAGCAACACACUGUUUUCCUGCCCCGCUAAGAACUCCGCUGUGCUGCGGCUGUUCGGCUCCGCUGAGGACGUCGCUCUGCUUUUCUGCCCCGCUGAGGACGUCGUUCCAACUUCCGGCUCUGCUGAGGACGUCGCUCCGCUUUCCGGCUCCGCUGACGACGUCGCUCCGCUUUCCGGCUCCGCUGACGACGUCGCUCCGCUUUCCGGCUCCUCUGAGGACGUCGCUCCGCUUUCCUGCCCCGCUGAGGACGUCGCUCCGAUUUCCUGCCCCGCUGAGGACGUCGCUCCGAUUUCCUGCCCCGCUGAGGACGUCGCUCCGAUUUCCUGCCCCGCUGAGGACGUCUCUCCGAUUUCCUGCCCCGCUGAGGACGUCUCUCCGCUUUCCUGCCCCGCUGAGGACGUCGCUGCGAUUUCCUGCCCCGCUGAGGACGUCAUUCCGAUUUCCUGCCCCGCUGAGGACGUCGCUCCGCUUUCCAGCUCCUCUGAGGACGUCGCUCCGAUUUCCUGCCCCGCUGAGGACGUCUCUCCGCUUUCCUGCCCCGCUGAGGACGUCUCUCCGCUUUCCUGCCUCUCUGAGGACGUCGCUCCGCUCUCCUGCCCUGCUGAUGACGGUUUGCCCAGAGGGCCAGUACCGCCAGAGGGAGGGAUUGUAUGUUGGCGCUCCGGGAGAAGCACCCUUGGGGGGGUACCUUUGUCUCUGCUGCCGUGUUUUUGUCUUUGGUUUGUGUUUCUUCUUUGCCACAGUGUUUUGCCUUAGAGUUAUAGUGUCUUUGUAUUUUGUUUAUUUCUUUAUUAAAUUCUUUUAAUUCUGCAUUCGCAUCCGUCUCAAUUUCGAAACGUGACACUCACUCAUAUACAAAUCCUUUUUAAAGAAUUUCUGAAAUGGUGAAAAAUGACAAAUAACAAAAUUCAAAUAUUUAUAUCCUUGGAAAAUUUGUUGAUGGCCCCAAACUGUAGAAAAAUCAGGAUUUGGAGAUUUGCACAUAUACAUUAUACAAGUGUACAAGUGUCCGCACAUACACAUACACAG